AAUCAAUUCAAGUGAGUGAGUGGAUUUGUUUGUCCUUGGCGAGGUACGGUAAGUUCUGACGGAUGAUGUGAUAAGUAGAUAACUAUAAGUAAUCUCCCAUCCCACUUCCCUCUGAUUCCCCCACAAGUGCAUUUUUUUUGCUCUUCCCUCUUGCUGGUCUUUGCAAUUCUUUGUUUUUGUGACCUUUUCUGGUUUACGCAGACAAGAUGGUGGCAAUGAUACGCUCCUCACUUGCGUUCGUCGGUGCCCUCUCCACCCUCAUUACGACAACAUGUGCAGCUGGCACCUUCACCCCAGAGGCCAUGUUGGGAGUGUCCAGACGAACGGGGGCGAUUCCGAAUGCGGAGGGUACUUUGGCUAUCUACACGGCCAAUAAGUACAAUUUUACGACUCAUAAGAGGACUUAUGAGGUUUCGGUUUAUGAUUUGACGACGGGCGCGACGACGUUGUUUAGUAAUUCUAGUGCGGCGAGUAAUCCGGUUUGGUUGGGGGAGGGGAGCAAGAUUGUUUGGUUCCAGAGUGAGGACGAUGGGACUACUUCUGUGCUUUUGGGAGAUGCUUUGCUGCCGGGUGCUGAGUAAGUUUGGUUAUUUACUUUUGAUGGGGAUUUGUGAAUGAAUUCUUGAGUUUUUGAGGAGUUUGGUUGUUCAAUGCUAAUUCUUAAGACCAAUUACUGCAGGAUCUAUCCCAGGCUCCGCUGACGGAUUGAAACUCGUCAAGACCAGUCCUGGAAACUAUGGUGUUGCAUUCUUCGGAUCUGCUUCUCCAAAUGGAUCGAUUUACAACUCCAACCUUCAAGAAAUCCCACUGUCUACUGGACGCAUGUACACUUCCAUUUUCGUCAGACAUUGGGAUACUUGUAAGUUUUAAGGCUUCAAGAGAAAAUUCAAAUGCUAAUUAAGGUCAGACCUUACGCCACAAAGAAACAGCAUUUGGUACACUACCUUGAGUGCUUCUAGCAACGGCAGUUACACAAACAGUUCCUCAAGUUACACAUUAGGUGAACCAAUCAAUGCCCUCCAAGGAAGUGGUCUCGAAUCUCCAAUUCCACCAAUGGGUGGCGCAGACAAGUAUAGAUAACCCGAUUCUCGUCCACAAAUUCCGAAUACUAACAUAUAUCAGCUACGAUAUCGGACCGAAUGGAAUUGUCUUCAUUUCCAAGGACCCAGUACUUAACGCUGCUACAACCACUAAAUCCGAUGUUUAUUUCCUCCCAUUAAAAUCAUUCACCGAAUCACCACCUGCACCUCAACAAGUUUCCACCCCAGGUCUCGAAGGUGCAUCUUCCACCCCGGUUUUCGGUCCAAAUGGUGUUUCGGUCGGUUUCGUCCGUAUGAAGGAUAUCUCUUACGAAAGUGACAAGAACCGUCUUCUCGUCGUUUCCGAUAUCACAAAAUCCACUGAAGCUGCCGAGUUCUACGCCACUGCAAAUGGAGUUGGUGCUUGGGAUCGUAGUCCUACUUCAGUAACAUGGAGUACGGAUGGAAAAUCUCUGUACCUCCCAACCGAAGACUACGGACGUCUACGUCUCUUCAGUAUCGCUGCAGACCCAACCGUCACCGCUUUGCCAAAGAUCAUCUACGCAGACUACGUUAUUGACGUCCACCCAGUAGCCAGCGGAAAGAUUCUCGUCAACGGCGCUGGAUUCUUGGAUAACUCAGUCUACAGCUGGAUCGAUCCCGUGCUCUCAGAAUCCACCAACGCCACCUCAGGAGUAACACUCAUCAACGCCAACCUCGGAUUUGGCGCCAAAUGGGGCCUCUCCAAGAGCCAAAUCUCAGAAGUUUACUACCAAGGAGACGGAGAUUAUAUGGUGCAAGCCUGGGUCAUCAAGCCCUCCUUCUACGAAGAAGGAAAGAAAUACCCUCUCUUCUUCUACGUGCAUGGUGGACCACAGGGCAGCACCGACGACUCCUGGUCGAACCGCUGGAACAUGAUGGUCUACGCGGAACAAGGAUACAUCGUUGUAGCCUUCAACCCUACCGGCUCCAUUGGCUGGGGCCAACAGCUCUGUGACCAGAUCCAGAACGAAUGGGGCGGAAAACCAUACAACGACCUAGUUCUCGGAUACGAGUAUAUCGAAAAGAACAUGCCCUUCGUCGACCUGGACAACGCCGUCGAAGCCGGUGCCUCAUACGGAGGCUACAUGACCUUCUGGAUCGCGGGCCACGACCUGGGCAAGAAAUUCAAAGCCCAAUUCGCGCACGACGGCUCCUUCAACACACUCGCGCAGUACACGUCCGAAGAACUCUGGUUCAUGCAACACGACUUCAACGGCACCCUCUGGGACAACUUCGACAACUACCAACGCUGGAACCCUGCAGCACACACCAAGAACUGGACCACGCCCCUACUAAUCGUGCACAACGAGCUCGACUACCGGCUCCCCAUCGCCGAGGGGCUAGCGGCCUUCAACGUCCUCCAAGCGAAGGGCAUCCCGAGUAAGUUCCUCAGUUUUCCAGAUGAGAAUCAUUGGGUUCUCAAGCCGGAGAAUAGUUUGGUGUGGCAUAAGACGGUGUUGGAUUGGUUGAAUGGGUUUGUGGGGUUGGAACCGGUUAGUAGGGCUGAUGAUGAGGGGUAUCGGGCGACGUUGCAGAGUGGACCGUGGUUUUUGAGUGCGGGGGGUCAGAAUGUGUCGAUUCAAAAUAAAUUGGGUGUGAGGGGUGAUGGUUCUUACGCAUGAAGUUAUGAUGCUUAUGGGCUGUAAUGAUAAAAUUUAAUGCCUGCUUUAUUCAUGAUGGAUUCUUU
Messenger RNA from Hymenoscyphus albidus, 2748 nucleotides. NCBI's taxonomy places the organism in Eukaryota, Fungi, Ascomycota, Leotiomycetes, Helotiales, Helotiaceae. The record is from the annotation of a GenBank genome assembly.